Molecule: messenger RNA, 1161 nt
Organism: Durusdinium trenchii
Lineage: Eukaryota; Dinophyceae; Suessiales; Symbiodiniaceae
Source: the annotation of a GenBank genome assembly
AUGUGCCGACAGAGACUGAGAGGCAAGCAGCACCUUUGUGAAGAGGGCACCUUCAUGGGAGCAGGCGGCACCAGAGGAUGUUUUGCAGACUUCGUUUGUGUCAGCAGCUUGCAGCUUGUGCGGCUACCUGCCAGCAUUCCGAUGGAGCUGGCUAUGAUGACCGAGCCUUUGUCUGUGGCCCUUCACACGCUGAAGCUGGCCGAGAAAUCCAUCCUGUCGAUCUUGGAUGGUGACGUGGCCAUCUUGGGGGCUGGCGCCAUUGGUUUAUGCCAUCUCCUGCUGCUAAAGCACGUAGGCGCCAAGAAUGUCCACAUCAUCGAUCCAUUGGAAGAUCGCCGCACCAUGUCCUUGCGCCUGGGCGCCCGCAGUGCACACUGUACUCAGCUGGCCACCGCUGAGUUGCGGCAGCUGGUGGGCCGAAAGGGGUGUGAACUGGUGCUGGAUUGCGCGGGCACAGAGCAGAGCUUCAAGACAGCCUUGCAGGUGGCAGGUUUGGCAGCACAAGUCGUCCUCGUGGGCAUCCCUGAGGUGGACUUUUUGCAAUACAACCCUCAUGUGGCGAGGACCAAGGAGCUGAGCAUCUUGAACGCCCGGCGUGCAAACCAGACGCUCCAGGCUUGCCUGAAUUUGCUUGUGCACUCUGAGCAGCUCCGAGAAAGAUGCGCGCAGAUUGUUACACACCGGAUGCCUUUAGAGAAAGUGCAGGCCGCAUUUGAAAUGGCCUCUUCGUACCAGGGCGGAGCGGUGAAGAUCGCCAUUCUGCCCGAGCUUGACGCCUUGUCCUUCCAAAGCAUCGGCCUCAUUGCUGGGACUCCACACAGCGUGGCUUAUUUGCAGCACCUGCUGGAGGAGAAGAUGAUAGUGAAGCUGGUGGCACUCGACUUGGACAUUUGGGACUUGACAUCAGAGGUUCAGGAGCUGUGCCGUGUGCAUGGCAUCCCACAGUUUGCUUUGGACGACCUUCCGGCCUUUGCGAAGGAUAUUCACUUUGACCUUCUCAUCGAUGCUGGCGCCAGCGCAGCCUUGGGUCAACCACCGGCGACGCCCUGGGCCUGCGCAUCGGUGCGCACCACCUUGCAACUGCCACAUUGGCCCUUGGAGAUGGCUUUGCUGGGCGGCCCAUGUGGAGGUGCCAGCACCUCGGCUCCGCGCAAGAUUUAA